AAUAUGUUGAAGUGAGACAUAUAUACAUUUUCUCACUCUAACUUAUUGCACUAGUUCAGCAGUGCAGCUACAAAGAACAGGCCUUUGAUAAGUUAAGUGCUAUACUUUUAUUUCGUAUAUAAUCAACACAUUGUGCAUCGUUUUGGAAACAGCGUAUCGUUAAAUAAACCAACGACGCGGCAUAAGGACGUUUUUGCAAAGUCGAGUUUCGAAUGUGAUUCUUCUGCCAGGAGAACUUCUUAUGAUACAUGUUUACGCACAACCUCGUGUAUCAGCGGCAACUAUUUACAGUGAGCAUAUAACUUUUCAAAAAUGAAUGGGAUUAUCCCUGAAAUGGAACAAAUUAUCAGUCAGCUUGAAAGAGGUACUGUAGUAACUAAGUUUUUUCCAAGAAAACGAGCAGAAAAGAAAACUCUUAUGAUACGAAGAGAAACUAGACAGAUUGUGUGGUCAAGAAGUACAACAUUCAGACCGUUUGAUGGUUCAGUGGAAAUAAGAGAAGUUAAGGAAAUUAGGAUAGGAAAACAAUCUAAAGAUUUUGAAAAAUGGCCAGAAGAUGCUAAAAAGAUUGAGAAUUUAAGGUGCUUUGUUGUAUAUUAUGGAUCAGAAUUUAGAUUGAAAACUCUUUCUAUAUCUGCUCUUAGUGAAAAAGAAUGUGAAUUAUGGGUUAAAGGAUUACGUCAUUUAGUACAAGACACUAUAAAUGCGCCAUAUCCUUUACAAGUUGAGAGAUGGCUUAGAAAAGAGUUUUAUGCUAUGGAAAGUUCCCGUGAAACAAUUACCAUGAAGGAUAUAAAAGCAUUUUUACCUAGAGUUAAUUGUAAAAUUGCUACAAAUAGACUUAGGGAAUUGUUUCAAGAAGUAGACACAAGAAACCGGAAUGAACUUGGAUUUGAUGACUUUGUUAUCCUAUAUCACAAACUAAUGUUUGAUCAGAAUAAUUUUGCAGAUUGGAAUAAAUUAUCGAAUUACUCCCUAACUGGACAAACUGUCACGCUUCAAGAAUUCCAGAACUUUUUAAUAACUGAACAACAAGAUAAUUUAGGCAACAAUGAUUUAGAAAUAUCGCGUUUUAUUAGGGAAUAUUUACAAGAUCCUCAAAGAGAUAUACAAGAACCAUACUUUACUUUCUCAGAAUUUAUUGAUUUUUUAUUCUCUAAGCAAAAUGAUAUCUGGAAUCAAAAAUUUAAUCAAGUUUCUCAAGACAUGACUCGGCCUCUUGCACAUUAUUGGAUAGCGUCAUCACAUAAUACAUAUUUAAUGGGAGAUCAGAUCAGCAGUGAGAGUAGCUGUCAGGCCUAUGUACGUGCGCUAAGAGCUGGAUGUAGAUGUAUAGAGCUUGAUUGUUGGGAUGGUCCAGAUGGAAUGCCAUUUAUAUUCCAUGGACACACUCUCACCACUAAAAUUAAAUUCUUGGAUGUUAUUAAAACUAUUAAGGAACAUGCUUUUGCUACAUCUGAAUAUCCUGUAAUUUUGUCUAUCGAGGAUAACUGUACUUUACCUCAACAACGUAAAAUGGCAACAUCUAUGCAAGAGGUAUUUGGAGAUAUGUUGUUAGUCCAACCUGUCGACAAAAAUGAAACUUUUCUACCUUCUCCAUACGUCUUACGUAGAAAAAUUUUAUUAAAACACAAGAAACUUCCCGAUGGUGUAGAUGAAUCUUCGUUUCUUGUUCGAAAUGAUGAAAGUAGACAAGAGAUGGAUCUCAGAAAUACUGUAAAAAAUGGGAUUCUUUAUUUGGAGGAUCCUAUUGACAGAGAGUGGAAUCAGCAUUUUUUUGUACUAACACAGCAGAAGCUAUUUUACACAGACACGUUUUCGAGAACACAAGAAACUGAACAUGAUGAUGACGACGAAAGCAACAUUCGAAGAUCGUCAGACAGUUUUCAGAUUCCAACUUGGAUGUGCUUCAGUAAGAGCAACGUUUUUUGCUUUGUAUUCCAGAGAAAUAUAGUCUGCAGGAGGCUCUACGUAAUCGGCUGGAUUGUAGUCCUUAUCUGCGGUUGGAUCGUCUGUCAUUAUCAAGACAUAAAAUAUAAUUUGUAGUCUCUUAUACUUAUUAUAUUAUAUUCACUAAACGGAAGGACAACACAAUACCUCAUAUACUCAUUAUUCAUUAUUCAUAUAUUCAUUAUAUAAAUCAUCAUAUAAAACUAUCAUUAUAUAAAAUUAGAUAUUCUUCUAUUAUGACAAACCUGUCAUUCAGUAUAUCAAUAACAGUUCUGGAUAUUGUAUCUGCCAUGACUAUUGAGAAUAAAGUAAUUUAGGUUCUUUAAUAAGGUAA
Molecule: messenger RNA, 2284 nt
Organism: Odontomachus brunneus
Lineage: Eukaryota; Metazoa; Arthropoda; Insecta; Hymenoptera; Formicidae
Product: 1-phosphatidylinositol 4,5-bisphosphate phosphodiesterase gamma-1-like
Exons: 10
Coding region: 313-2046 (577 amino acids)
Biological process (GO): phosphatidylinositol-mediated signaling; positive regulation of epithelial cell migration; lipid metabolic process
Molecular function (GO): phosphatidylinositol-4,5-bisphosphate phospholipase C activity; calcium ion binding
Source: RefSeq, a predicted model, not a curated record